This is a messenger RNA of Coregonus clupeaformis (lake whitefish), 1244 nucleotides long. RefSeq names its product MOB kinase activator 1A. The coding region runs from base 166 to 816 and encodes 216 amino acids. The record is from RefSeq and is a predicted model, not a curated record. NCBI's taxonomy places the organism in Eukaryota, Metazoa, Chordata, Actinopteri, Salmoniformes, Salmonidae. The transcript has 6 exons. Gene Ontology annotation, molecular function: protein kinase activator activity. Gene Ontology annotation, biological process: hippo signaling; positive regulation of protein phosphorylation. Gene Ontology annotation, cellular component: cytoplasm; nucleus.
CACGACGACAACACACUGACAAGUGAGAGAAGGUUUGCAAACUUUUGACCAGGGAAGUUAAAUCUAGAAAGACUGUAUUUUCACCAAACAGCCAGUGAAACCUUCGACACGACAGUUUUCCUUAGAUCUACGAUAUUCUUUGGUCUGUACACGAAGUUUCCAACGAUGAGCUUCCUAUUUGGCAGUCGUUCCUCUAAGACCUUUAAGCCGAAGAAGAACAUCCCAGAGGGCUCCCACCAGUAUGAGCUGUUGAAGCAUGCCGAGGCAACACUGGGGAGUGGGAACCUGAGGCAGGCUGUCAUGCUGCCAGAGGGGGAAGAUCUCAAUGAGUGGAUUGCUGUUAACACUGUGGACUUCUUCAAUCAGAUCAACAUGCUCUACGGCACCAUUACUGAGUUCUGCACUGAGACCAGCUGCUCUGUGAUGUCUGCCGGACCAAGGUAUGAAUACCACUGGGCUGAUGGCACCAACAUCAAAAAGCCCAUCAAGUGCUCUGCUCCCAAGUACAUAGACUACCUGAUGACCUGGGUGCAGGACCAGCUGGAUGAUGAGACACUCUUCCCCUCCAAGAUAGGAGUGCCCUUUCCUAAGAACUUCAUGUCUGUGGCCAAGACCAUUUUGAAGCGCCUGUUCAGAGUCUAUGCCCACAUCUACCACCAGCAUUUUGAUUCUGUGAUGCAGCUGCAGGAGGAGGCCCACCUCAAUACCUCCUUCAAACACUUCAUCUUCUUUGUCCAGGAGUUCAACCUCAUUGAUCGUCGUGAGCUGGCCCCCCUGCAGGACCUCAUUGAGAAGCUGGGCUCCAAGGACAGAUAAACUCCUUUCUCUUUCUCAUCCCCCCUCCUCUCUCUAUCUCACUCUCGCUGUGCCUACCACCUCUCUGGCUUUCUAGAAUUGUCCACUCUUUCACUUUGUGCCUUUUUCUUUCCCCUCUUUCUCCCUCCAUUCAUUACCUGUAUGUUUUUUGUUCUGUUCCAGUUUCUUGCUCUUCCCUCUAGUUGUCUGACAUUGUUUCAGAGCUUGUAUUGUUACAGCUCACUCUAGUCUUUAAGGUAAGAUACCAGAGUGUAGUAUAUUGAAGGUAUAUUUUGUAAUUUUGGUAAACAAGUUAUAUAAUUGGGACCUACUGACCUGUACUAUGGACCAAGAUGUUUAAGGAGUUUAAAUGGAAGUUUGGACACACCUACUCAUUCAAGGGUUUUUCUUUUCUUUUUACUGUUUUCUACAUUGUAGAACUAUGAAAA